UCAUUCCAGCACUGACAAAUCUUUAACAAUUUCGUAUAUCUUUAAAAACAAAUAGUAAACAUGAAUUUUUUAACUAUAAUUCGGAAUAACUGGAAAAAAAGUGCUUGUGCUGCUGCUAUUUCUGGAUAUGGUAUAUAUUCGAUGAAGAUACACUAUGAGAUAACAAACUACAUGAGGCAACUGUGUAAUGAUGUCGCUUUUUCGGGUGGAAUAGAGGACAGUGUACCAAAAAAGGUUCUUGUUGUUAUGAAUCCCGUUGCAAAUAAAAAGAAAGCAGAAAAGUCCUUCAAAAAAUAUUGCGAACCAAUUUUGCAUCUAGCUGGAUAUUCCGUUGAAAUGCUGCGGACUAGUCACAUUGGUCAUGCCAAAACUUUUAUUGAAGAAAUGAACAAUCUUCCUGAUGCCAUUGUUGUAGCUGGAGGAGAUGGCACUACAUCCGAGGUUGUAACCGGACUAAUGCGUAGAAAUAGCGGCAAUUCAUGUCCUAUAGUUUUGUUGCCCCUAGGGCGCACUAGUCAAUCUGCAUCGAAAUACUUCCAACAUGACGUAAAAAAUGAUGUUGAUUAUGUGAAAGCAUUGUCCGGCUCAUUAAUGCCGUUGCUUAAAGGAAAUUUUAAGUUCGAGAGCGUGAUCCAGUAUGAUGUACUCGAUAAAGAGGCUAGCAUUGAUGGUCCUAAAAAUCUAAAACCCAUUUUUGGACUCAAUCGAUUCUCUUGGGGCCUGAUGAAGGAUAUUGAUGCAGUUAAAGAUAAAUACUGGUAUUUCGGAAUCUUGCGACAUUAUGCGGCUGCGUUUUUUAAAUCGUUUUCCAGCUCUGUAAACUGGAAUUUCGAAACAGAUUACAUUUACACACCUCCGUGUCCCGGUUGUAGUAAUUGUUUUGUAAAAAGCCAAGCGAAAUCUCCGUCUGUUUUCUUUUUACGAAAUCUUGUUGCGCCAAAGACUAACACCGGAAGAUCCGAAAAUGAAAAAACAGCCCGUAAUGAUAGCUGCACCACAAAAUUUGAGGGUCGGAUUGAGACCAAUCAGUUGAAUAUUGCUUGCAACAGAAACGAAGAGAAUUACUCUGAAUUAGAAAGCGAGUUUAUUAACUCCUUACAGCCUGGGUGGGAUUUUGUUAAGAAUAUUCCUAACAUUACCAAAAACGCUAUAACUCCAAACUUGGUGCUUAGAAGUCGAACUAUCCAGCUAUAUCCCAUAGCGGAUACGUCCAACAUUUUUUAUUCAAUUGACGGAGAAGAAUAUGACGCCAGACCUAUAAAGGUAUCCGUUGUUCCAAAUGCUAUAAAGGUUUGUUGUUAAUUCAUAGAUACGGAUGUAUAUUAUAUGUAAUAAUCUGACAUAAAUAAAAAUACAUGCCAAUUGUUAUUUUUGAA
Scaptodrosophila lebanonensis is the source of this 1376-nucleotide messenger RNA. RefSeq names its product acylglycerol kinase, mitochondrial (gene Mulk). The coding region runs from base 61 to 1302 and encodes 413 amino acids. The record is from RefSeq and is a predicted model, not a curated record. Gene Ontology annotation, cellular component: TIM22 mitochondrial import inner membrane insertion complex; mitochondrion. Gene Ontology annotation, biological process: ceramide biosynthetic process; protein insertion into mitochondrial inner membrane. The transcript is spliced from 3 exons. NCBI's taxonomy places the organism in Eukaryota, Metazoa, Arthropoda, Insecta, Diptera, Drosophilidae. Gene Ontology annotation, molecular function: ceramide kinase activity; acylglycerol kinase activity; ATP-dependent diacylglycerol kinase activity.